GAACAUGUACCCAUUCGCUACAGAUGAAGAAGCCUCUCCUUACAGCUACUCAGCCAUUUUUGAUUACAGCGCAAUGACCGGCUUCGACUUUGAGUAUGACUUUUGUCAGCCUAAAAUACUCACGUGCACUCCAGAACCAGAUGCAUUUAAUCCCUGUGAAGACAUCCUGGGAUACAGCUUUCUCAGAGUCCUCAUCUGGUUUAUAAAUAUCCUUGCCAUUGCUGGCAAUUUCACUGUACUCCUUGUUCUCAUAACUAGCCAUUACAAGCUCACCGUUCCUCGCUUCCUCAUGUGCAAUCUCUCCUUUGCUGACUUUUGCAUGGGACUUUAUCUGCUGCUCAUUGCUUCUGUCGAUGCCCAGACAAGUGGUCAGUACUACAACCAUGCAAUAGACUGGCAGACAGGCGGUGGCUGCAGCACUGCCGGCUUUUUCACCGUGUUUGCAAGCGAGCUCUCGGUGUACACACUAACGGUGAUCACUAUAGAAAGGUGGCAUACAAUCACCUACGCCAUGCAGCUGGAUCGAAAGCUACGACUGAGGCACGCCGUGCCGAUCAUGCUCAGUGGCUGGAUAUUCUCCAUUUUAAUAGCAGUGCUGCCUCUCUUAGGGGUCAGCAGUUACAUGAAGGUCAGCAUUUGUUUGCCCAUGGAUAUUGAAACAGGUCUUUCCCAAGCCUACAUACUGCUGAUCUUAGUGCUAAAUGUUGUCGCCUUCAUUGUCAUUUGUGUUUGCUACAUUAAGAUUUACAUAGCUGUUCAGAAUCCAGAGCUGAUAGCUGCCAAUAAAGAUACCAAGGUCGCCAAGAGAAUGGCAAUACUGAUCUUCACGGAUUUUACCUGCAUGGCCCCCAUCUCCUUUUUUGCCAUAUCUGCUGCCUUUAAAGUACCUCUCAUCACUGUGACAAACUCCAAGAUCUUGCUGGUUUUAUUUUACCCUGUCAACUCCUGUGCAAACCCAUUUCUCUAUGCAAUUUUCACCAAAGCAUUUCGAAGGGAUUUCUUUCUGCUGAUGAGCAAGCUUGGUUGCUGUAAGACCCGAGCAGAGCUUUACAGGAUGAACUAUUUCUCUGCUUAUACCUCCAACUACAAGAAUGGCAGCUCAGCCACAGGCCCCAGCAAAACCUCACAAGCACUGCUGUUCUUGUCAGCAUUAGAGAAGCCGUAUCCUGCAGUACAAGACAAGACAUCUUAAAAUGAAAAUUAAACCAGAGCGCCAAUAGAUGCAGCACUUUACAAGGCCAGCUGUAAUGACUCUAGUGACUAGGGAUGCUUUUAUAGUAUCUUGCAGAUUUCAUAAUAAAAAUGCCAAUCAAUAAUUCUCGUGCAAUGUAACUGUUCUGACAUUCAAAGUGGUAUUUUCCCUUUUCUUCUUUUGCAAUCAUAGGCGUGGAAGGUGACUGUUAGGCAAAACCCUUUUUUUGGGGAGCAACCAGAGGAGCCCAGAAGUAGUCAAGUUGCUCUUGAAGUUAACAGGUACUGUAGUGAUUGCAGUCUGGCUCCUUUCCCACCAGAUCUGCUUCUCUGGGGUAUUUAAAGCCUGUC
Molecule: messenger RNA, 1542 nt
Organism: Athene cunicularia (burrowing owl)
Lineage: Eukaryota; Metazoa; Chordata; Aves; Strigiformes; Strigidae
Gene: LHCGR
Product: luteinizing hormone/choriogonadotropin receptor
Exons: 1
Coding region: 5-1192 (395 amino acids)
Biological process (GO): male gonad development; ovulation cycle process; ovarian follicle development
Cellular component (GO): membrane
Molecular function (GO): luteinizing hormone receptor activity
Source: RefSeq, a predicted model, not a curated record